CGGCGAGCCAGAGGCGAGUCUCUCCCGGCGGCGGGAGGGGAACGGUGGGGGUAAGGCUAGUCUGGGUGCGCUUCGAAACCCCGAGCGGAAGGCAAUCCGCGCUCGAAUCCGACGGAGCGCGAGCAAGUUACCCCGGUGACGUAGUCCUCGUUCGGCCUGUCAUUGGGAGUAGGGGAGCCUUCAUAGGCGGAAGAAGCGAGAGGGCAAUCGACACGCGAAAAAAGAGUACGGAGAGGGAAGAGGUGGUGGUGGUGGUAGAGGAGGGUUGAGAGGUAGAGAAGGAGGACGUGGUCACGAGCGCCUUCGUCGAAGGCGCUUGCGCUCCAACAUUCCGCGCCUUCCGCUGCUCGGCACCUCGGCUGCUAGGCUCGAGUAUCGCGACGACGUAAAAGCUCGCGUCGCGAUGCGUCGUGACUGUCAUCGCGCGAGUAAACGAGAAAUCAUACCGAUUCGCUAAUCGGAUCCCUAGGGCAUCCGCAAUGACUCGUGUGUCACGUGACAAAUAGCGUGAAACGCGUCUAUGCUGUCAGAGGAUAGUGUGUCUGACGGUGUGCUCUCAUGGUGUGACACGUGACAAGUGAAUAUCGAUAAGGAUCAAGUGAAGAUUUCACAGAGACAAAUGAGAACGGUUGUUCGACGAAUACACGAGGAAUGUAUAUUAAACUUGUAUCAAAUUCUUAUUGUGACGACGUGCGUGAGAACUAAAAUAGAAGAGGAAUACAACGAAUUCGACCAUAUCGCACUGAAUUGACAGUUGACUGAAAGCGUAUUACUAACUUUUACUUUUGUCACGCAAAAAUCCAAAAAAUGUCCGUGCAACGAUAUUGCCCGACGCAUAAUGAGAAGCGUGAAUAUUCUUAUUUGCAGAUGAUACAUCAACUCGCGCUCGAAGACAUUCAUUGACGUUUAGAUUGCUUGUUGAAUCCGCGGAGGACAAUCGACGCGUAAUACAGCGAAAAAUUCAUUGUUGGACACAAAUCGAGGCACGAGAACGAGCCGAGGAUAGACUUGGCGCAUACGGAAAAGUGGAGGAAGAGCGGGAGAGGGAGGAGCCAUUGCGCUGAGCGGGGAGGGGGAGGAGGUGAGAUUGUCUGGUGAUGAUGAUCGGUGGCGGCGUCGCGACCCCUCCUGGUACUGCCAAGUCGGCUGCUGCGAUCGACAGCGAAAUGGUGCAGGUCGACGGCAUUGGCAGUGGUAGUGUCAGUGGCAGUGCUAGUGGUAGUGGUAGCCCUGCGACGGGCGCGACCACCACGCGCCUCGCAAAUAGCAGUAACAAUAAUAAUAAUAAUAGCGGCAACAACAACAAUAACGGGGAGAUUAGCAAUAACAACAACAACAAUGAUGGACACGGGGUCGCGAAUUGCGCCGGCACAACCACCUCGGGCGCCAGCGACAAAUUUUGCUGUCAAGAUGAAGACCCCGUUCCCGUCAGCAUCGGUGUCGCUCGACCUUGGGAACCACCGUCUUCACCGACCUUCUCCCAGACGAGAUCGCACCUGCUGCAGAUCCAUCCGCCCCAUCAUCAUCAGCAUCCGGCCGCGCAUCAUCAUCAGCAGAUGAACGUACCCGUCUCUCUCAUCGAUGGUGUGAAUUUACAAAAUUGCACGGCGGGUCCAUUUGCGAGCGGAAAUAACGGUGGAGCAUCGCGGCAACGUUUAAUCGAAUUAUCACAUGGGCUAGGAGCAUUAAGGCACUAUAACGAUCUCGCUAAUCACGUAUUGUCCUUAAAUCAGCAGGGCGCAGUCGUCACAAAACUUUUAGGUACACUGCGCCCGCCAGGUCUGAUCGGUGGCAGUAAACCAAAAGUAGCGACACCGGCUGUCGUCGCUAAGAUCGAGCAAUACAAAAGGGAGAAUCCGACCAUCUUCGCUUGGGAAAUUCGAGAGAGAUUAAUCUCGGAGGGAGUUUGCAGUAACGCGACCGCACCGUCGGUCAGCAGCAUCAAUCGGAUACUGCGAAAUCGCGCGGCGGAACGCGCGGCCGCGGAGUUCGCACGGGCCGCCGGUUAUGGACUGUACGCGGCCGCCGGGCCGCAUCCGUACUUCAACUCGCACCAGCAUCCGACGACGAGCCAUCAUCUGCCGGCAGGUUGGCCGGCACCGGCGGGCGCGGCCGGCCAUCCGUGGAUGCUGCCGCCUCUCGCGACCGGCAUAUCCGGCGCGGCCGCGUCGGCGCUGCUUCUGCCGCCGUCUCUGAGUCCCGGUGCGGCUGCGGCCGCGGCCGCGGCCGCGUCCGCAUCCGCCGCGGGCACCUCCGAGCACGCGCUUCACGCCGCCGACGUGAUCGCUCGAGGAUACCUGCAAGACGGUGACGGGGAUGACGGAAGUUUGGACGGUUCGGAGCAGCCGAAAUUCCGACGCAAUCGCACGACUUUCAGUCCGGAGCAGCUUGAAGAGCUCGAAAAGGAGUUCGAGAGAUCGCAUUACCCUUGCGUGUCGACGCGCGAGCGUCUCGCCUCGAAAACGUCACUUUCGGAAGCGCGCGUUCAGGUUUGGUUUUCCAACAGACGGGCAAAGUGGCGUCGUCACCAGCGCAUGAACCUCUUAAAACGCUCGCCACCACCGCCUCCACCGCCACCGCCGCAGCCGCAGCCGCAGCAGCAACCGCACUCCGCUACGUCCGCUAUGGAAAUCGGCCAGCGUACAUCCGGUUGCUCCAUCGCCGGCAUGGGCGGCGAAAGUAGCGCAUUCCGCGCGGUCGUCACCAAUUCCGCGACUAGGGACACAAAUCUUGACAGAUCCGAGAGGAUCGACAGGCUGGAAUCGGUACCGAAGCAACCGGAGAAGAAACCCAGCGCCUUUCGCAUGAUCAGUCAACUAGUGGGCGACGAUUCUUCCGAACUCUCGAGACCAACCAGUCCUAUGUAUGAACGACAUGGAUCUGGAUUUGGUCCGAGACCGGGAUCAGCGCACAGGAUACGCUACGAUCAGAAUGAGGACGAGGAUGAGGAGAUUGAUGUACAGGAUUCUGAUCAGGAUGCACCGUCGUCGCCGCCGAUCGCUUGGAGGGAUCACUGGACUGAUCAACAACCGUUGGAAUUGACGAAGCACGAUCGUUAAAUGAGAUGUGAUACAUCAGUUCGGUCUCGAUCGACAUGACUGUCAAAUCUGAAGUGACAUUUUUCAACGAGAUCGGAACAUCUAUCGUACGGUUGCGUGUUGCUAUUUAUUUAUAUAUCUCAACCGGAAAAAAUCGCGCAAAUAUGUAAUUCUAUCAGUGCUCGAAGUGAUCGAUAAGUGCAAAGGUGGAAAAAAUAUUCUUUCGCUCUAUGGUGCUCGAAUUAUACUAAGAUUAGCUAACCAUGAAAUGUGUGUUUGUCGAUCCGAAACAUCGAUAGUGUAUACGCGGCAGAUCGAUAACGUGUUAACAUCGGCAAUAAACUGCAUCACGGCGAUUAUCGUCGUGUAACGUCAGAUGCAACAACAUGUACUUAUUAUAUUCUCUCAUCUUUCUUUAUUAUCGGGCUCGGCUCUUCUCUAUCAGUUGAAAUCUUUAACACUUCUGGAACUACUUAUUACAAAUACGGACGAUUUCUUACAAUUAAAAUUGCGAGUAUAUAACUGCUGCGUUCUGUGUAAUAUCGAAACGCAACAGUUAUCAGUGUCACUGUAAUUAUUGUUGUAGAUUACGUAGACAAUCCAUGCAUAUCGCGUGGCAAAAGCAAAUGCUAUUAAUUCGCUCAAACCUGUCUGCGGAGCCGCUCGCGUGAAUCGAGAAUAAAAUACUACGAAAAUAUUACGAGCAAAGAGUGAGAUCGUUCGAGCUCAUUCGGAACUAGUCCUAGCAAACCAUUAUGAAUUAGAGGUGUGCGUUAUCUAAAUAUUUGAAAUAGACGUAAGUGAAAAUACAGAUAAUCCUGUAUGAAAUAUCUGUUAAAAUAAC
Molecule: messenger RNA, 3882 nt
Organism: Cataglyphis hispanica
Lineage: Eukaryota; Metazoa; Arthropoda; Insecta; Hymenoptera; Formicidae
Gene: Eyg
Product: paired box protein Pax-6-like
Exons: 6
Coding region: 1098-3059 (653 amino acids)
Biological process (GO): regulation of transcription by RNA polymerase II; anatomical structure development
Molecular function (GO): DNA-binding transcription factor activity, RNA polymerase II-specific; RNA polymerase II cis-regulatory region sequence-specific DNA binding
Source: RefSeq, a predicted model, not a curated record